AUGGCAACAACAAGUUAUUUUAGUUUUACAAAUGAUGAAAAAGAAAUGAUAAACAAGAUGCUUUAGCUAUCUUCAAAAGAAUACUAAUAAUUUCAAAAGAAUUUAGAUGCUCUUUUAGAUACAUCGAAAAUGUGUGAUGAACAUUAACUUGCUUAUUUAUUUUAUGAUGAUAGAUAAUUCUAUUGCCCUAAAUGUUUGAUUAUAUAUAAGCCAAAAGUCUAUCAUUAUGUUGAAGAAUUAAAUUAAUAAUCGAUGGAAAACUUAAAAAUAGAACUAAAUCAAUAUUAGGAUUGCCAAGUAUAUAAUUAUUGAUUUAAAAGUUCCCUUAAAUUAAUUUUGAAUAGAGAGCUAAAUCCAUCAGAGAGUAAAUAAAUACUAAUAAUAAAAAUUAAGGAAAUGUAAAAGAAUCAUUCAUUAUUUAGAAUUAAAUAAACAAUCAAGUUUGUGAGUCUUUAAUAGAGUACUAAUAAUAAAAUUCUGAUAUUUAAAUUAAUUAAUUUGAAUCCUAAAAUUCAUUAAUUGAUGCUUUAGAAAAAAGAAGAAAAUUUGUUGAAGUCUAAAAAUUUAUAUCUUAUAUUUCUAUUGAAAAAAACAAUAGAAAAGUACAUGAUGAUAUGCAUACUACUGAUGAUACAAUGAGACCAAAAUUGGAAUCAAUUAUAGAUUAAUCAAGGGGUGGGAACAAUUUUGAUUCCAUUUUAAAAAAAUUUCUAAGGAAUUAAUAAUGAUU
Paramecium primaurelia is the source of this 730-nucleotide messenger RNA. NCBI's taxonomy places the organism in Eukaryota, Ciliophora, Oligohymenophorea, Peniculida, Parameciidae. The record is from the annotation of a GenBank genome assembly.